Messenger RNA from Ahaetulla prasina, 3350 nucleotides. RefSeq names its product heterogeneous nuclear ribonucleoprotein A2/B1 (gene HNRNPA2B1). The record is from RefSeq and is a predicted model, not a curated record. Gene Ontology annotation, molecular function: RNA binding. The coding region runs from base 167 to 1225 and encodes 352 amino acids. Lineage: Eukaryota; Metazoa; Chordata; Lepidosauria; Squamata; Colubridae. The transcript is spliced from 11 exons.
GGCCGAUCCGCGCACUCUUCUUGCCGCCGCCGUUGCGUACGCCGCGCCCAGCCGAGGAGAUCGUCGGACAGAGGCGAGCCGGUAGGGUCGCUUCAGCAGCUGCAACGGCCAGAGGAGAAAAAAAUCCACGUCUUCCUUUACUUCCUUUUAUUAAUCGCCGGCCGAAAUGCCUCGCGGGGAUCGGGAGAGCGAUUGGGUGAGUGAGAGGGAAAAGGAGCAGUUCCGCAAACUAUUCAUUGGCGGCUUAAGCUUUGAAACAACAGAAGAAAGUUUGAGAAACUACUAUGAACAAUGGGGAAAAUUAACGGAUUGUGUGGUAAUGAGAGAUCCUGCAAGCAAACGUUCACGAGGAUUUGGUUUUGUAACAUUUUCAUCUAUGGCUGAAGUUGAUGCAGCAAUGGCUGCCAGGCCUCAUUCAAUUGAUGGAAGAGUAGUUGAACCAAAAAGGGCUGUAGCCAGAGAGGAAUCUGGGAAGCCUGGAGCUCAUGUUACUGUAAAAAAAUUAUUUGUUGGUGGAAUUAAAGAAGACACUGAAGAACAUCACCUCAGAGACUACUUUUCAGAAUAUGGAAAAAUUGAUACAAUUGAAAUAAUUACAGACAGACAAUCUGGCAAAAAGAGAGGCUUUGGAUUUGUAACUUUUGAUGACCAUGAUCCUGUGGAUAAAAUUGUGUUACAGAAAUACCACACAAUCAAUGGACAUAAUGCAGAAGUAAGAAAGGCUUUAUCAAGGCAAGAAAUGCAAGAAGUUCAAAGCUCAAGGAGUGGAAGGGGAGGUAAUUUUGGCUUUGGAGAUUCACGUGGAGGUGGUGGAAACUUUGGUCCAGGACCAGGAAGCAAUUUCAGAGGUGGAUCUGAUGGCUAUGGAGGUGGUCGUGGAUUUGGUGAUGGAUAUAAUGGAUAUGGAGGGGGACCAGGAGGUGGCAAUUUUGGAGGCAGUCCUGGUUAUGGAGGAGGAAGAGGUGGAUAUGGUGGAGGAGGACCUGGGUACGGCAACCAGGGUGGGGGCUACGGAGGUGGAUAUGACAACUAUGGAGGAGGCAAUUAUGGAGGUGGGAAUUACAAUGACUUUGGAAAUUAUAACCAACAGCCUUCAAACUAUGGUCCAAUGAAAAGUGGAAAUUUUGGUGGAAGUAGGAACAUGGGAGGACCAUAUGGUGGAGGAAACUAUGGUCCUGGAGGCAGUGGUGGAAGUGGGGGUUAUGGAGGGAGGAGUCGUUAUUGAACUUCUGUAAGCUUUUCAUGGGUGAAGUGAGUGAUGCUGUAGACAUUCUUUUGUGGCAUCUGGAAACUGUGGGGACCUGGAUGGGGAACAAGACUUCAUCUGAACCCUAUAAAAUGGAGUGAUGGGGGCAGGCCCCUCUGCAUCCGGGAGUUUAUCAAUUUUGGACUUGGAUCUACACUACCCCAGAUGGAGCCAGUGUGUAAUCUGAAGUCUUCCUGGAGUCAUGGUAGCUGUACCCUUUGCUCAAUUUUGUAUUGUGUGUCAUAAUGCCAUUGGAUAGGCUAUCAGUCACUCAUGUCCAGGUUACUCCCAUUUUGACAAUUUCAAUGUUCUCUACAUGGGGCUACUCUUGAAAAAGUUCUGGAAGCUUCAGUUGGUACAAAUGCACCCGCAUCAGCAAUCUUGGAUACUCAAAGAAUGGGGCAUGUAACACCUUUGCUUCAUGAGCUGCACUGGGAUCCAGUUAAAAGUGUUGGUUAUGACCUUUAAAGCCCUACAUAGGGCCAGGUUACCUACACAGAUGUCUUUGUCCCAUUACAUCAGUCCUCCCACCUGGUUAGGCAAGCAAGAUACAUUAUGGACCCUGUGGGCCAAAGAAUUCUGACUAACAGGGUUCAGAAAGAGAGCUUUCUCUGCUGUAGCUACUGUCUCUGGAACAUUCUCCAUCCCCACCCCCCAGACAUGAGGUCCUGUUUUCCUGGUCUUUUGGAAAGUGUUAAUGAAUUAAUUAAGUUAUAACAUUUAAUUUUAAUAAUCCUUGUCUCUUUUUAAAUUUUAUAUACUAUUUAAAUGUAUUAUUUGUGUACUGCCCAGAAUCCCUCUCUGAGUGAGAUGGGUGGUUUCAAAAUUUGACAAAUAAAUAAAUAAGAUCCCAGGGAUAGAAAGAGGAAGCAAGGAGAAGCAUCUUCAAUUUGUCCUGUAGUAAAUGUGUAUUUUAUUAAAGUUCAUGCUCACCAAGGCAGCUAUUUUCCAAAUCAGUCCACUGAUCCAAAAGUCUUAGGCAUCUUUAGAGUAAAAUACUAGCUCAUUUGAAAUAACAGUCUUCAUAGGAACCUACAAUCUGAAUGCCUGUAUUAUUCAACCAAAACAUAAUGCAUGCACAGCUAUAGCAAAUACUUUGAUGUACUGAGUAUUCGACUGUUGGCUCUUCCUCCUACUGGUAGUAAUCAUAGGUAAAGUAUUAAAUAUUUUGACUGCUGUUUUUUUCUCCACAAUAUUCUGCUAGCUUGCUAGAAUUGAUGGGAACUUAAGUCCUAAACUUCCAGAAAACUCCAGAUAUAUCUGCUCUAUAUAUACCUCCACAUAUAUCUUACUUUUUUAAAAGUAAGUUUAAGUAAGUUACUUAAUUUUAAGGUAAAAUUCAAGGAUGAAGUCAAAACCCUUUCUGAUUUAGCUGGAGUUAUUUGGACUUUCUAGGGACCUCUCUGCAUGCAGCAUGAAAGCAAGAAUUAUCCCAUUGUCUCCUUUUCAGAGACUGACUAUCAGAAGUUUCUAAACCUAGAUGUUCCACAGAAGACUUUGUGGGUAGUCCAAACUUCCAUGAUUUUAACCAGUCUCCAUUUAGGUCAAAUAUCCAUCAAAAGCAAUGAGUUUUGUAAGGUCAUUAUUCUACUCCCUAAUAAUAUUCAUAUUAACUGACUACAGCAGGUGGCAGCAUCUGACUGAUCUUGACCAGUCUGAGAAAUAAGACCGGUUGGACCUAUUUGGUACUUAGUUGGGAUCCAUCUAGCAUUUCCAUCUAGCUCUUCAUUAGAUACCCAAACAUUUUAAUAGUCAUUUUUAUAUAUAAUUUUUGAUAGUAUCUAAAUUUCAUCCUAAAUUGACUAUGGGCAGUUACAUCAAUAAUCUUCUACAGGCUUUAGAGAGAGAACCCGGUAUCUUCCAGACACUAUAUCUCAUUUUUCUCUUUCUUGACUGUACACUCUUUGAACUUUUUGUCUGGUAGCCAGCAAAAGGAGAAAAUCCAAUGAGUAUAUUAAUCCUUGCAAUAGCAAAAAAGUAUACUAUUGUUCAUUUCAGCAUUGUGUUCAUUUUAUGUGAGAUGAGACAAUAUAAUGCAGUUGUGAGGGCUGUGAGAAGAAAGACUGCACAUUCACUGAUAUAAAUCAGCCUGUUUUGAAUAUUU